This is a messenger RNA of Daucus carota subsp. sativus, 4602 nucleotides long. RefSeq names its product pleiotropic drug resistance protein 1. The transcript has 24 exons. NCBI's taxonomy places the organism in Eukaryota, Viridiplantae, Streptophyta, Magnoliopsida, Apiales, Apiaceae. The coding region runs from base 129 to 4463 and encodes 1444 amino acids. Gene Ontology annotation, molecular function: ABC-type transporter activity; ATP binding; ATP hydrolysis activity. Gene Ontology annotation, cellular component: membrane. The record is from RefSeq and is a predicted model, not a curated record.
GUUUCCCCCCAUCAAAAUUACUUAACAAAUCAGAGAAGCUCCAGUCUUUGUAAUGCAUUGAGGUGAAUAGAUAGGCACUAAACAUAUUUUCAUGUUACAUUGCAUGAAACAUCAAGAAAAUUUUGUUGAUGAAUAUGGAAGGAAGUGACAUAUUUAGAGUGAGUAGUGCAAGAAUAAGCAGUUCUAACAUAUGGAGAAGUAGUGGCAGAGAUAUAUUUUCGCGAACUUCUGUUGAGCAAGAUGAUGAAGAAGCACUGACAUGGGCUGCGAUUGAGAAACUGCCAACUUAUCUUCGGAUUAGGAGAGGUUUACUGACUGAAAAAGAGGGUGAAGCUCGAGAAAUCGAUAUAAAAAGCCUUGGAAUAGCUGAAAAAAGAAGCCUCUUGGAGAGGCUGGUUAAAGUUGCAGAAGAAGAUAAUGAGAGAUUCUUGUUGAAACUCAAGGAAAGAAUCGAUAGAGUUGGACUUGAGAUUCCAGCUAUUGAAGUCAGAUUUGAGCAUUUAAGUGUUGAUGCAGAAGCCUAUGUUGGAGGAAGAGCACUACCUACCAUAUUUAACUUCUCCGCUAAUAUUCUUGAGGACACGCUAAACUAUCUCCAUCUUCUUCCCAGCAGAAAGAAGCCACUGCCAAUACUUCAUGAUGUUAGUGGCAUCAUUAAGCCUGGAAGAAUGGCAUUGCUUUUAGGUCCACCAAGCUCCGGAAAAACAACUCUUCUUUUAGCUUUGGCUGGAAAACUUGGAUCAGAUCUGCAAGUAUCUGGAAGAGUGACAUACAAUGGUGCUGGUAUGGAUGAAUUUGUUCCGCAAAGAACAUCAGCUUAUAUAAGUCAACAUGAUCUUCACAUAGGAGAAAUGACAGUCAGAGAAACACUUGCUUUUUCCGCAAGAUGUCAAGGGGUUGGAGCCCGUUAUGAAACGUUACUAGAACUGUCCAGGAGAGAAAAAGAAGCAAAUAUCAAGCCAGAUCCUGAUAUUGAUAUAUACAUGAAGGCAACAUCACUAGAAGGGCAGGAGUCUAGUGUUGUUACGGACUAUACUCUGAAGAUUUUAGGACUUGAAGCCUGCGCUGAUACCAUUGUAGGAGAUGAAAUGUUUAGAGGUAUUUCUGGAGGACAAAAGAAGAGACUAACAACAGGGGAAAUGAUGGUUGGACCGGCAAAAGCACUUUUCAUGGAUGAGAUAUCAACUGGUCUGGAUAGUUCGACAACGUUUCAGAUUGUGAAUUCAAUCAGGCAAUCCAUACACAUCCUUCAGGGGACUGCUGUAAUCUCACUUCUUCAGCCAGCCCCAGAAACUUAUGACCUAUUUGACGACAUUAUUCUACUAUCUGAUGGGCAUAUUGUUUAUCAAGGUCCCUGUGAAAAUGUGCUAGAAUUCUUCGAAUCCAUGGGAUUUGUAUGUCCAGAGAGGAAAGGAGUUGCUGACUUUUUACAAGAAGUGACAUCAAGGAAAGAUCAAGAGCAGUACUGGUUACAUAAAAACCAGCCAUAUCAUUUUAUUAGCGCUAGAGAAUUAGCAGAAGCAUUUCAGUCAUUUCAUGUCGGUGUGAAACUAGGUGAUAACCUUGCAAUUCCAUUUGACAAAGCCAAAGGCCACCCUGCUGCUUUAACCACAGAGAAGUACGGGGUUAGCAAGAAAGAACUACUAAAAGCUUGUAUAGCUAGAGAAUUUUUGCUUAUGCGGAGGAACUCAUUUGUCUACACAUUUAAGAUGACACAAAUGAUAUUUGUUGGUUCCAUAGCAAUGACAGUCUUUCUACGAACAGAAAUGGCUAAACGUACGUUAGAUGACGGGCAGAUUUACCUAGGUGCUCUCUUUUUUGGAAUCAUUACACUUAUGUUCAAUGGAUUCUCCGAGCUUGCCUUGAGCAUUAUUAAACUUCCGGUCUUUUUUAAGCAAAGGGACCUUCUGUUCUUCCCUGCUUGGGCAUAUUCUUUACCCACUUGGAUCCUCAAGAUCCCAAUAACUAUUGUAGAAGCUUUAGUCUGGGUCUGCAUGACUUAUUAUGUCAUGGGAUUUGAGCCAGAUGCUGGAAGGUUUUUCAAACAGUACCUUUUGCUUGUGGUGAUUAACCAAAUGGCCUCUGGACUAUUUCGAUCCAUAGGCGCUUUGGGAAGGAACAUCAUUGUGGCAAACACAUUUGGUUCAUGUGCUUUACUCACAGUACUUGUGUUGGGUGGAUUCGUCAUGUCAAGAAAUGACAUCAAGGCAUGGUGGAUAUGGGGCUAUUGGUUUUCGCCUCUCAUGUAUGCACAGAAUGCUGUAGCUGUGAAUGAAUUCCUGGGAAAGAGUUGGGCUCAUGUUCUUCCUAAUGCAACAGAACCUUUAGGAGUAUCGGUGAUGAAGGCUCGUGGUCUUUUUCCGCAAGCAUACUGGUAUUGGAUUGGAGUAGGAGCUUUGGUUGGCUAUGUUUUCCUCUUCAAUUUCAUCUUCACGUUAGCUCUAACUUACUUGAACCCAUUUGGAAAGUCUCGGGCAGUUUUAACAGAAGAAAUCUUAGCUGAAAGAAGUGGACAAUAUAUUGAGCUUUCCUCAAAGGAUAAUUUAGAAAAAGGGAACCAAGAUCGAAGAAGUGUAUCUUCCAGGUCAAUGUCAGCUAGAGUGGGUAUUAUUAAUGAAGAUAACCAGAAGAAACAUGGAAUGGUUCUUCCUUUUCAACCACUUUCCAUCACAUUUGACGAUAUAAGCUACAGGGUCGAUAUGCCUCAGGAAAUGAAAGCUCAAGGUGUUACUGAAGAACGGCUAGAACUUUUAAAAGGUGUGAGUGGCGCAUUUAGGCCAGGAGUUCUUACAGCUCUAAUGGGUGUUAGUGGAGCUGGAAAGACUACUCUGAUGGAUGUCUUGGCUGGUAGAAAAACAGGUGGCUAUAUUGAGGGAACAAUCACUAUAUCUGGAUACCCGAAGAAGCAAGAAACUUUUGCUCGCAUUGCAGGCUACUGUGAGCAAACUGAUAUUCACUCUCCUCAUGUUACAGUUUAUGAAUCCUUGCAGUAUUCUGCAUGGCUUCGAUUGCCUCCUGAAGUUGACGCGACAACAAAACAGAUGUUUGUUGAGGAAGUUAUGGAGCUUGUAGAGCUGAGUCCUUUGAGAGAAGCUCUAGUAGGAUUACCUGGUAUAGAUGGUCUUUCAACUGAGCAACGCAAGAGGCUGACGAUUGCAGUUGAGUUGGUGGCCAAUCCAUCUAUAAUCUUUAUGGAUGAACCCACUUCAGGACUUGAUGCCAGGGCUGCAGCAAUUGUGAUGCGAACAGUGAGAAACACAGUGGAUACCGGAAGAACUGUGGUCUGCACCAUACACCAGCCAAGCAUUGAUAUAUUUGAUGCUUUCGAUGAGCUUUUACUGCUGAAACGAGGAGGUGAAGAAAUAUAUGUCGGUCCAUUAGGCCGUCUUUCCUGCCAUCUAAUUGAGUACUUUGAGGGAAUCAAUGGAGUUAACAGAAUAAAAGAUGGUCAGAAUCCAGCAACUUGGAUGUUGGAUAUAACUUCAGAAUCGCGUGAAGCAACAAAAGGAGUCGACUUUGCUCAAGUGUACAAGAAGUCGGAACUAUACAGGAGAAACAAAGAAUUGAUAAAGGAAGCCAGCACACCUAUUCCAGGUUCUAAGGAUUUGUACUUCCCAACUCAAUACUCUCAGUCCUUUUACACCCAAUGUAUGGCUUGCCUGUGGAAACAGAAUUGGUCAUAUUGGCGCAAUCCUCCAUACAAUGCCGUGAGAUUCCUCUUCACAGUCUUCAUAGCAUUAUUGUUCGGAACCAUAUUCUGGAAUGUAGGUUCUAGCAGGAGGAAUAAACAAGACCUUUUCAAUUCAAUGGGUUCUAUGUAUGCCGCCGUUUUAUUCCUUGGAGUACAAAAUGCCACAACAGUGCAGCCGGUGGUCGCUAUUGAAAGAACCGUCUUCUACAGGGAAAGAGCAGCUGGGAUGUAUUCAGCUCUUCCAUAUGCUGUUGGACAGGUGUUGAUUGAGCUUCCCUACAGUUUUAUACAAACAAUCCUUUACGGACUCAUAGUAUAUGCCAUGCUCGGAUUCGAGUGGACAUUCGUCAAGUUCUUCUGGCAUCUUUUCUUCAUGUACUUCACAUUACUAUACUUCACCUUCUAUGGGAUGAUGACAGUUGCCGUCACUCCAAACCACAACAUCGCGGCCAUAGUUUCAUCUGCAUUUUACGCGUUAUGGAACCUUUUCUCUGGGUUCAUUGUUCCGAAAACAAGAAUACCAAUAUGGUGGAGAUGGUACUACUACAUUUGCCCCAUUGCCUGGACAUUAUACGGAUUAGUUGCUUCACAAUUCGGGGACUUACAAGACGAGCUAGACACAGGUGAAACGGUGCAACAUUUCAUAGAGGACUAUUUUGGGUUCGACUAUGAUUUUGUGGGAUAUGUUGCGAUAAUCAUAUCUGGAUUUGCUGUACUCUUUGGCUUCAUUUUUGCAUAUUCAAUCAGGACAUUCAACUUCCAGAACAGAUGAUCAUACUCAGGGUACAAAACAAACAAGUCUAAAGGGGUUUUGCUAAUGUAUUAUAUAUGUGUAUAUUUUUGUACCUUCUUCUCAGUUUUGCCAAGGGACUCUAAUGUUGUUCACAAAGUAUAUAUAAGAGUUGCAUGUA